This is a messenger RNA of Dichomitus squalens LYAD-421 SS1, 2515 nucleotides long. RefSeq lists its product as uncharacterized. Lineage: Eukaryota; Fungi; Basidiomycota; Agaricomycetes; Polyporales; Polyporaceae. The coding region runs from base 672 to 2477 and encodes 601 amino acids. The transcript has 6 exons. The record is from RefSeq and is a predicted model, not a curated record.
GGCGACAGAGUGCUACAGCCAUCGCCGCUCUCCUCUUGAAGAUGUAUUUCGGCCGCCCAUAGCGUUGGGGUGCAGGUUGCGUACAAAUGCCAAACAGACUCGGAGUUGGUGGCCGUAACGGCACAAGGCAACCGCGCGGCCGUGCAAGUAUCUCGGGAAGCAUCCAACGUUCUGGUAACGUACGCUGACCCCGUGUACGUAGUAAAUGUGACCACCCGCCUCUCAGGCCUCAUUGUCCGAUAGCCGUGCAGUUAUGCCUAGCGCAUGUACAGUUGGAAACAACACGAGCCUAUCGUUGUAUGCGAUGGUUCCAUCUGCGUAGUCGCCAUACCAUUUGGUGCGCUCCGGGGUAGUUUCGCCGCCCUUGCUGCUCACAGAGGAAGCAGUCGAAGUCCUUCUCCCAGGUUCACACGUAAUCGACGUCGUCGAGGGCCCGCCGAGACUUACGGUUCAUCUACCGCAGCACACGCUCGUGCUUCACUGCUGCCGCAGGAGCUAAAGGAAGGAAGCUUAUGCUCCGAUAGUAUUGGGCCUGUCUUAUCUUCCCCAUCGAUCGUCCAGCUAGAGGCGGCUGAGCCUCUGGUUAUAACUUGAUUCUCGUUGCGAUAGCGUUUGGAUUGUCCUCUCAUUUCAUCGUCGACCUCCUUUGUUCUCGAGCUCGAUCUAGCGAUAUGGCAAGGGAAAAUCAGGCUGGGAGAUCAUCCAAGGCCAGCAAUGGUCAAUCCAAUACCGAUACAAGUAGCCCAUUGGGCGGUGGCAAGAUCGAGCAGUCGACUCCGGCUGGCCCGCAUCCUCCAUCACCGCCAGAAAGCCCCAAGCUGAGUAGAGCCACGCUCUCUCGCAUUUUCCCGGGCUCAUCCCAUCCCAAUGGGGAGGGCAAGAGCAAGCUGGGUAAGCAUGACACCGAUGGCGUCCCUUCCAGCACGGACGCGACGGGCGCGUCCACAUCCGCGUACGCGAGUUCAUCUGCGCAGGAGCGCAAUCCCACGGCCACCGCUGUUUCAGACCUCUUGAGGACGAUGCACAGCACAUUGGGUGCUCUUGAGAAUACCUUCGAGGUCUUGGGUCAGCAGACUCUGCGAGUGGCCUCGCUUGGCCCUGCAGUAGACGCCUUGUACCAGAUCAAAGAGGUCCAAGGCGAGCUUCUCCAGCAACACGAGAUUCAGGAAGCGCGCAUGCAAGACGUGGAAGAGCGCUUGCAAGAGCAGGUGAAGGCGCAUUUCCGCGAGAUGCUCCGUCCUCGCGUGGACGAGAUCGUCGCUGCUUGUGUGAAGAAUGUGAUCGAAGAGCGUGUCAGACAGCAGCUGGCGAUCCAGAUUCCCGCGACCCUGCGAGCUGAACUGAAGAGCUACAGGCAACAGAUUGUCGAAGCGAAGGUGAAACUCUAUAAUUCUGAGGCGCGGCGACACAAUGCGCUCAUCCGCUCCUCGGGGCUGCACGAGCCCCUCCGUCCGCUCCUCCGUUCGCUCGGCGCGGUCGGCGCCGAACCUGGUACCGACGCGGACGCGGACGCAGACCGUAGCGCAGACGCGGACGGGAGGCCGGACAAGGAGGAGGACAAGGACAAGGAGAGGGGGAAGGAGAAGGCCAAGCAAAAGCAGGACAACAAGACGAAAGGCAAGGACGAGAACACGCCGCGCGGCGGCGCUUCGUCGACCGCUGCGACCGUCGGGACCAGCACGGGCUCGAGCUCGCGCGGCGCGCGUCCAGGCGGCGGCGAUACGACGCGCAAGCGGCUGGAGGUCGACACGUCCGCGUCGUCAGCGCGGACGGGGGCAGGCGCCACCGCUGCUUCCCCGAACCCGCCUACGGCAGCGCCCGUCGACUUGGGCAUCGCGCCCGGGUGGGACAUCGCGCCGCCGACGCCGUCGCCGUUCUUCCCGCGCAACGUCGCGACACUCGUUAGCCUCAGCGAGGCGCACGCGCGGACGCUUGUGAGGGAGUAUGGGCUCGUGCAGGGGGACGAACGCGCGGGUGAGGGUGGGACGCAAGGUGCGGCUGCGGCGGGCGCUGGGAGCGGGCGCGGUGCAGGGCGAGGCGCCAAUUCGAACGCGAAGGGAGGAAGGGGAUCCGGAGGCGGGCGAGGGUCAAGAAAUGAGGGGCGCACGGGGAGCGGCGGGGCGGAGGAUGGCGAGGCAUCGAGCUGGGCGAAUGCGGGUCUGGAGGGCUCACGAGAAGAUUACAUCAAUCGCUUCAUGAAGCACAUCGGGGUGAGUGGCUCUCUGGUCAUGGUCCCCUGCGCGGAUUGUUCAAUGCGUGCGUAUCGCGGCUUUCUCAGGUGGGAUUCCAAGUCCUUCCGUCUUCGCCAGCCGGUAUGUCGCCUGUCGUGGAGAGACGGGGUCAUGCUUUCAGUCGUUGAACGGACGUCAUGGACUGUCUGUAAGCCUCAUUUCGCGGUGUGUAUCAUGCUAAGGAUAUUGUUGUAUUGCGUACUUUCUUGGUUUUCUUGCUGUAGCUCUGCUGUGAUACGUGUAUGAACAAAGAGACGUCUUUGCUGCUAGUGCGAACACACGAG